AUGGAUAACUCAACAGAAAUUGUUGAAACAAUAACAAAUUCGUUUAAUCGAGAUCAAAUUUCGACAGAAUCUCAUAUUGCUAAUUUGAGAGUUGCAAUUGAUAGUUUAAAGGAUAACGAAGUAAUCGGCCUUUUGGACAAGAUUAGUGUGAUUAUACCGCAGAUCAAAUCGUGCCUUAAUAGUUCUAAUGUAAAUUUGACAGCAAGUCUCCUUGAGCUGAUAGCUGAAAUUUGUAAACAUGAGGAAUGCCGUGAUAUGCUUGUGGAAGAAGAGUUGAUACGAAUGAUUCUCAAAUGUUUCAAUUCAAAGGCCCCUGAAAUUGUUCUUCACACAUUUCGAUGUGGAAAUUUGGCUUGUGAUAACAGUACACUUGCAUAA
This is a messenger RNA of Xenia sp. Carnegie-2017, 378 nucleotides long. RefSeq lists its product as uncharacterized. The transcript is spliced from 3 exons. The record is from RefSeq and is a predicted model, not a curated record. Lineage: Eukaryota; Metazoa; Cnidaria; Anthozoa; Malacalcyonacea; Xeniidae. The coding region runs from base 1 to 378 and encodes 125 amino acids.